AUGGAUGCUCCGAGGAGAGUUACUAUCAAGGAAGCGGGUGCACCAGAUUAUGUCCUUCAACCACUUCAUAACUUCCAUUGCAUAUGCUCGACUACUAGACGAGAAGGGUCCGAUGAAGUUGCUAUAUGGUUGUCUGCUUUCCCUUUCUCUCUUGAGGACAAGGCUAAAGAAUGGUUCUACACCCUCUCUAGUGAAGUUACCUCCGAUUGGGACUUACUUAGAAGGGGAUUCUUGGAUAAAUUCCUACCUCCGGAAAAGAUGGAUAGGCAAAGGAAGGAAAUGUCUUGUAUUGUGCAAGGUGAGACGGAACCACUCUAUGAGUAUUGGGAACGGUUCCGUAAGCUACUAGAUGCAUGCCCCAACCACAUGCUUGACACUCAAGUAUUGCUUGGAUACAUAUGUCAAGGGAUGCGAGAGCAAGAUAGAACCCUCUUGGACACUUCUAGCAAUGGUUCUUUGUCCAAAUAUAAAACCGCGGAGGAGGCAUGGCAACUUAUUAUUGACUUAGCCGAAUCCAAUCAACAUAUGAGGCGAAGAGUCAACCGUCCAAGGACCAUGAAUGAGGUAUCAACUAGUAGUGAAACCACCGCUCUAACUCAAUCCUUGAAUGAGAUGACAUCCAUCUUGAAGCAACUCCAAUUGAACCAACAACAAUCACAACCUCAAUCAUACCAACAACACCCUCCACCACCUCAACAACACAACCAACAAUUGGUGCACCCUCUACCACCUCAACAACACAACCAACAAUUGGUCCCUCAAAGAGUAUGUGGCAUUUGCUCUUACUACUCUUACUACACGGAUGAGUGCCCAAGCCUUCAAGAAGAUACUACCAAGGCGGUAAUCCUAACCAAGGGUCAAAAGGAACUACAAAACACACUUACUUCCGGUCUCACCGGCCUCACCUCUACACUACAAGCUCUUCUUGCACGCAUGGAUACACCCUCAACUUCCACUCCUCAACCCCCAAUCCAAAGUGUCAUUCCCUCUCAACCUCAACCAAAUCCAAAGGGGGGCAUCAAUGCCAUCACCCUUAGAUCCGGUACGCAACUAAAAGAGAAGGAAGCAAAGGACUCAAGUCCUAUCACAACCGCCCAAGAAGAGGAGAGAAUAGAUAUAGAAGAGGUAGAGGAAGAGGAGACACCACAAGCUAUAAUUGAGGAUGAAACUCAACCAACAAAGGAGACCCCCUCUAGAUAUGCUAAAUUCCUCAAAGACUUAUGCAUACUACCCGAGAAGUGUGAUGAUCCGGGCCCUUGUAUGGUCACUUGCACAGUCAAUGGAGUUCAAUUUAGAGAUUGUAUGUGUGACCUUGGAGCAUGCGUUAGCAUCAUGCCACUAUCCGUCUACCGGGUAUUGAACUUACCACCACUAAAAAGGUCGACGGCAAGAUUUGUCCUAGCGGAUAAAAGCAUAAUAACCGUAGCGGGUGUUGCGGAAGAUGUAUUGGUGAAUAUACAAGGGUUGAUAUUCCCGAUUAACUUCUAUGUCCUUGAAAUGCCAUCAAGCGAAACCGAGAGAGCAUCGUCUAUCCUACUUGGAAGACCAUUCUUGAGGACUUCUAGAUUUAAACUUGAUGCUUACUCGGGGAACUACUCAUUCGAAAUAGAUGGGAGAAUUGUAAGCUUUAGCCUAGAGGAAGCAAUUAAGCAUCCACCGGAGAACCAUUCUUUAUUUCGGUGUGAUCCAAUCGAUAACAUAGUGGCCGAAGUACAUCUAGCAAAGUUAGAUGAGAAGUAUAUGGUUGAAGAAGCAAAUGAAAAGUCAAGCGAACUAAACACCACACAUCAUGCAACUCAUCCGGAAACUCAAACCUCAAAGAAUAACAAAAAGAUGGAAUUGAAGCCACUACCACCUCACUUAAGGUAUUCAUACCUUGAUGAAGCCCAAGAGCUACCCGUGAUAAUUGCACAAGAGCUAACCCCUCAACAAGAAGAGAAAUUGCUGAAUGUAUUGAGGAGAAACAAAAGGGCAAUCGGGUGGAGUUUGGCGGAUCUAGUGGGAAUAAGCCCUAAAGUAACCUUGAAAAAGUCUUAG
Molecule: messenger RNA, 2037 nt
Organism: Arachis duranensis
Lineage: Eukaryota; Viridiplantae; Streptophyta; Magnoliopsida; Fabales; Fabaceae
Exons: 4
Coding region: 1-2037 (678 amino acids)
Source: RefSeq, a predicted model, not a curated record